AUGACGUUGUGGCUUGCUAGUAUUUUCCGCUUUCGCGUUGGUUCGACGUCGUACUGGUGAAAGGAAUGUUGGAGUGCCGAAAGCACCGAAGGCCAAUGUUUUCUGUUGUUUUAUGGGCAUUUUCCUCGGAGUCCCUGAAAGUUAUAAAAGCUCGGGCUUUUCGACGUACUUUUCUUCAGUCACUCAGCUCACAAGUUCUUUGACUACUAACUCGUCUCUCGAGCUUCUCAAGUAUCUUUACUCUGUAACAAUGUUGUUCACCAAGUUCGCCUCCUUCGUCUCGCUUGCACUCCUUGCGGCUGCCACACCCAUGCCCAACGGGGGCUCUCCGACGAAGAUUCCUCCGACUACGACGGUCACUGUCACCGCGACGGCGACGGCGACUGAGCCUGCUAGUCAGUGCAACACCGGUCCGAUUCAGUGCUGCAAUACCGUCACGACGGCGGGCGAUUCUGCAGCGGCGGGUAUACUUGGCCUGCUUGGCAUCGUCGUCCAGGACCUUGACGUUCUUGUCGGUCUGACUUGCACCCCGAUUACUGUUAUUGGUACUGGCGGCACCUCGUGCAAUGCGCACCCCGUCUGCUGCGAGGAUAACAGUCAUGGUGAUCUCAUCUCUAUCGGCUGCGUUCCCGUCGAUAUCAGCCUCUAAUGCCGAUGAUAAGUCACGUCAAUAUAAGGAGGACAUCACUAUGGAGAGCUGCCUUUACUUCGGUUAGGAU
Molecule: messenger RNA, 719 nt
Organism: Fomitiporia mediterranea MF3/22
Lineage: Eukaryota; Fungi; Basidiomycota; Agaricomycetes; Hymenochaetales; Hymenochaetaceae
Product: hydrophobin-domain-containing protein
Exons: 3
Coding region: 113-649 (178 amino acids)
Cellular component (GO): fungal-type cell wall
Molecular function (GO): structural constituent of cell wall
Source: RefSeq, a predicted model, not a curated record